CGAUAUCGGUGUCUCAUUUUGAAGUGUCACGCAAUGAAGACAGUCUGCCUCUAAGUACCUUCUUUGAUUCAAGAUGCCUUUUUUUGAUCUGAAAACAAAUGUUAAGGAUGUUCCAGCUGAGUUUCAUAAGGAGACCACAGACUUCAUUGCAAAGCUUCUCGGAAAACCAAAUUCAGUGGUUGGAGUAAAUGUUGAUGCCGGUGCAAGGUAUACAUUUGGAGGGACUGACGACCCAGCUGGAGUUGUUAAUAUUCAUUCUGCAGGAAGUUUAGCAGCUGAUAAAAACAAUUCCUCUGCUAAAGCAAUAUCUGAACACCUUCAGAAACAUUUCAACAUCCCAAGUGGCAGGCUUCUCAUCUUCUUCCAUGAAUUGCCAAGAACCCAUGUAGGUUUUAAUGGAAAAACCUUGGCAAGUUAAGUUAGUCCAAAGUCUGUCACAAACUGACCAGAGAAAUAAAAAGUGUCAAACUUGUAAUUUUGGUAAAUAUCAGUAGACUAGAAGCCAUCCCUCAUUUUUUGGUGGUCUGUCACCAAGUAAAAAAAAAAAAAAAGAGAGCAAAGAAAGAUUGAUGUUUGAGCACCAUGGAAAACUGGGAGUGAAGUGCAUGAAAAUUAGGGACUACAGAUGAAGCCUGAGAGUUUGAACCAUUUUUUUGUGGGCCUCACUUCAUGGGUUCUGACCAACACACUAUCUUUUUUUUUUUUUGACUUACAAAACAUACUUUGUGGAAAGGCAGGGAAUACUCGUACUCUAACAUCAGUUGAGGGAACACUGAAAAAUAAAAGGCAACAAAAUGUA
Molecule: messenger RNA, 799 nt
Organism: Stylophora pistillata
Lineage: Eukaryota; Metazoa; Cnidaria; Anthozoa; Scleractinia; Pocilloporidae
Product: MIF-like protein mif-2
Molecular function (GO): phenylpyruvate tautomerase activity
Source: RefSeq, a predicted model, not a curated record